AUGAAUGUUGCACUAUCCCUAUCGCAGCAGCGUGAUGACGAUAAAUUAAUUUUGGAUGUAAUUCCUCCCCCAGAGCUGCAUCUUUUAUUAGGCUGUGUUAACACUCUUUAUGGUAGCAUGGAUAAACUGUAUCCCGAUAUUGCUACAAAAUGGGCACAGCAAAGUAACAUUGAAAGAAGUUACACCAAUGGUGGUAAAUUUUCAUUUGCAGGAAAUGCAUGUAAUGCAUUACUCAACAAUGUUAAUAAACUUAAGUUUAUUAACAUUGUUGAAUUCAGCGGAUUUGCGAAGUUAACAGUGGAGGCCUAG
Messenger RNA from Brassicogethes aeneus, 309 nucleotides. Lineage: Eukaryota; Metazoa; Arthropoda; Insecta; Coleoptera; Nitidulidae. The record is from the annotation of a GenBank genome assembly.